Molecule: messenger RNA, 1260 nt
Organism: Macrosiphum euphorbiae (potato aphid)
Lineage: Eukaryota; Metazoa; Arthropoda; Insecta; Hemiptera; Aphididae
Source: the annotation of a GenBank genome assembly
AUGAACUCUAGCACUCAAGUUGAUGUAGAAAAUGAUGCUAAUCAUUGGAAUAACCUUCUAUUGGAUGUUCAGAAUAAAAGUCGAAAAAAAUUGCCCGAAAACAAAAACGUGUUGUUACUGGGUGAUAGUAAAUCGGGCAAAACAACAUUGGUGACCAAGUUGCAAGGUCUAAAAGAUUCAAAACAAGGAUGGGGCAUGGAGUAUGGGUACAUACAGGUCCGCGAUGACAGCACUGAUGAAAAUGCACAAUUAAAUGUUUGGACAUUAGAUGGCGAUCGUUCUCUUAAAUAUUUGAUGAAGUUUGCAUUAAAUGAACAACAUUUUGAGGACACAACGAUUGUUUUAGUUGCGUCUUUAAAGCACCCAUGGAAAAUUAUGGAAUCUUUAGAAUACUGGUCAGCAAGACUUCAAGAUCAUAUAGAUAGUUUAAAUUUAGGCAUGGAACAAACUCAAAAUCUCAGAGAUAAAUGUGUUGAUAGAAUCAUUGAUUACACGCUGCUUGAUGAUCCGUCAUAUGAGUCCAGCACAAAGGUUCGACUUCUCAAUGAUGGAGUUCUAUCAAAAAAUCUUGGAUUGGAUGUAAUUGUUGUUAUAACUAUGACUGAUUGCAUCAAAAAUUUAGAAAUUGAUAACUAUUCUGAAGAACAUUUUGAUUACAUUCAAUGUGUUUUACGAAAAUUUUGUCUACAAUUUGGAGCCGCAUUGUUCUAUGUAUCUGUAAUGGAAGAUAAAAACUGUGAUCUUCUUUAUAAAUAUUUAAUGCAUAGAAUUUAUCGCUUUCCAUUUAAAACACCUGCAUUAAUUGUGGAAAAGGAUUCUGUGUUUGUUCCUUCGGGCUGGGAUAGCUUGAAAAAAAUUGAAGUGCUCUAUGAAAAUAUGCAAAAAAUUAACCCUGAAUCACAUUAUAGUGAUGCUAUACCAUAUCCUUAUGAAAAACCACAUAAAGAACAUGAACUCCAAGAUGAAGAGGAACAGGCAUUUUUGGCUAGACAACUUGUGUUGUUAAACCAAAAUUUAACUCAACCACAAACACCUGUUGUCAGGAAAUCCAUAGAACUUACAAAACCAUUAUCAGCAAAUAAACGCAUUUCAGAUAAUCCUCCUCCUAGUAGUGAAAGAGCGUUGGCUAGCUUUUUCAAUGCACUUUUGCAAAAGAAGCAAGAAUCUCCAACAGUUAGAACUCCCUCAAAAAAACCAGUUGAUAAUACAGGCUCUCCAGAAUUAAGUCAAAUUGAUGAUGAUCCUAGUACUCCAAAAUAA